AUCAGCUAUCUGGUCAAGACAGUCUUCACAACAAGAUUUCGCGAUCAGACCGAGGGUUUUCCGUGAAGAAGAAGAAGAAGAAUUCUGUUCCAUUUCUUAUUCGCCGAUCAAUCUGAAUAAUCCUGGUUUCGUAAUGUCAUAAACUCCUGUGAAUUUCGUCCUAUCUUGCUCAAUUCGUUUCCAGAAUUGUUUUAUCUUUCUAAUUUCUCUGCAUAAAUCUGCGAAAACAGUUUUUUCUUUGGAGAAUUUUUAUUGUUACUAUAUAUAUAUAUAUAUAUAUAUUCGGGACUGGAAGUUUGGUGCGGAGAAUGGAAAGAAAUAGAUGGCUCACAUUGGCGAUUAUUACAUGCCUGGUUCUUUGUUCCGAUGGAAGAGAACUGAAGUUCAAAUUCAAGCAUAAAAAGCAUGCUUCUAUCUACAAUCAUACACUUACCAAUAUAGUAGUGCAUUAUGCUUCUGCAGUGUACGUAUCUGAUCUGACAGAACUUUUUACUUGGACUUGCUCAAAAUGUGAUGGGGUAACUGAGGGAUUUCAAAUGAUUGAGCUGGUUGUUGACGUCCAAAGCUGCUUACAGGCAUUUGUUGGAGUGGCAAAAGAUCCGUACGCCAUUAUAAUUGCAUUUAGAGGAACUCAAGAGCACAGCUUACAGAAUUGGAUUGAAGACUUAUAUUGGAAACAGCUUGAUAUAAACUACCCCGGCAUGGAUGAUGCAAUGGUGCACCAUGGGUUUUAUUAUGCUUACCACAACACAACCAUUCGCUCAGGAAUCCUAAAUGCUGUUAAAAGGGCCAAGGAAUAUUAUGGAGAUAUUAACAUCAUAGUGACAGGGCAUUCGAUGGGAGGGGCAAUUGCUGCCUUUUGUGGACUUGAUCUAGUAGUCAACGGCAAUGCCCAGAAUGUUCAGGUUAUAACAUUUGGACAACCUCGCAUUGGUAAUGCAGUCUUUGCAACAUACUACCACAGACUUCUACGGAACACAAUACGAGUCACACAUGGACAUGAUAUUGUGCCUCAUUUGCCUCCAUAUUAUUAUUUUUUCCCCCAAAAAACAUAUCACCAUUUUCCAACUGAGGUGUGGCUCUACAGCGUUGGUUUGGAAUUUCUUAGUUAUGAUGUCGAGAAAAUAUGUGAUAAAACAGGGGAAGACCCAACCUGUAGCAGGUCGGUAACUGGAAACAGCAUAGUGGACCAUUUGGUGUAUUUCGGUGUCGAAUUAAUGUGCAAGGAGUGGCGAUCCUGUAGAAUUGUGAUGGAGCGUCCUUUGCUAGAAUAUGGCCAAGCAGAUGAUGGUGGAAAUUUUGUCUUCUCCAGAGAUCCUGCAACCCCUAUUAUCAGAUUGAAAACACAGUCGGAUGCUGGGGGCAACCACCAUUAAUGUUUAACCGCUCAGUCAUCUAGCUGGCAUUAGUCAGAGGUCCAUCAGUCGUGGGCUUAAUGGCGUGGACAAAUUUUCUCACCCUAUGGCCUGUGAGUGUCUUGUAAUGGAAUAGGGCUUGAGGGAGUUUUGUGUAUAUAAUCACCUGUGUAGUAUAUGUAUAUCAUUGUAACCCGACUUUGUGUCUGUCCGAAUGGUGACUUCUAUAUCAUUCAUUAGAUUUGGUUCUUUGUUCACAAGUGUAAACUGUAAAUAAUUGUUGUGAAUUUGAUAAUCUAUUACAAGUAAUACAAUUGAGUC
Molecule: messenger RNA, 1676 nt
Organism: Morus notabilis
Lineage: Eukaryota; Viridiplantae; Streptophyta; Magnoliopsida; Rosales; Moraceae
Product: lipase
Exons: 10
Coding region: 309-1376 (355 amino acids)
Biological process (GO): lipid metabolic process
Source: RefSeq, a predicted model, not a curated record